Molecule: messenger RNA, 3887 nt
Organism: Chara braunii
Lineage: Eukaryota; Viridiplantae; Streptophyta; Charophyceae; Charales; Characeae
Source: the annotation of a GenBank genome assembly
CCACCAAUUAAGUAUUUAUUUAUUUUAAAUUGGUAUGUGCACUCUGUUGCGGUAUGCAUCUUGAAUGACCUAGUGUAGACGGUGCACAGUGCUGCAGUAUAUGAGCGACACGGAGGACACAUCACAGGACGACCGGAUCUUGCGAUCAGCUUGGCGCCCGAUAGCCCACGUGUCCCUAGGACCGAAGGGUGAUAGGAUUCUGUUCCGCAAGCUUAGGGAGAGGCAGCAGCAGCAGAGGAGAGCUAGAGCAGCCGAGGCCAGCAGGGCUUUAGCUAGCGAGGCCGGUGCUUCAGCAGCCAUGGCCACUUCCCUGAUGGUCACUUCUGCGCAGCAGACUUCCCAAGCCAGCAGUUCAGGUACCGUCGGGUCAAUGGUCGUGCAGACCGUGAGUCAGUCCACUGGCGUUAUGGCAAGCCAGGCAGUAGUGUUGACUCCAGAGGAUGUCGCCAUCCAGCAGGCAGCCCUCCAGGAGGCACAGCUACAACGGGCAUUAGGAGAGAUAAAAGCAGAGAAGGAAAAAAUGAUUAGAAGAAGAGCCAGGAUGCAGCGGAGAGGGGCAGACAUAGAGGAGUUAGAAACGAUGGACCUGACGAACAUGGAUGCCGAUGUGAGGGUAGUUAGGAAGGCCCUGCUAGGAGUAAUAGAGAUGCAGGAGAAUCAGACUAUCAUCCUCCAGGAUAUCCAGCAGAGCCUAGCCAUUCUGGCGUUCUCAGGCGGCACCAUCACCAUCCGGGCCUGGUGCCUGGCCCAUGGCAUAUCCUCCUUUUUUUGUCCCAUCGGUGACAGGGGAGGGGUAUCAGCAGGGACUAGUUUGCAGGUUCCUGUUCAGACAGUGUUCACCCAAACUCCAUCACAGGUUGCAGUCACCACACAGCCUGCUGUCUCACAGCUUGUGCAGCCGCAGGGCACACAGCCCCAACAACUAGCACAGCAGCCUGUAUCAUCGGGUCCACAGCCCGGAGUGGUGCAGGGACCGGGACAAACACAAUGGGUUCCAAAGGCGGCCAUCGCCGCUCCUAAACCUUUCGCAGGGGAUAAGAGGGGUGAAGACCUCGACACGUGGUUGAGGGCAGUGCCGGUCUACGUCAGGUGUAAACGUACCUUGCCGCACGAAGUGCUUGUGGCUGCUUCCUACCUAGAGGGUAGUGCAACAAGAUGGUUGAGUGGUUUAGUGCAGCUUCAGGGGUAUGGUCAUGACUUCCGCUCUUGGGCAGCCACCCAUAAAUUGGGGGACUUCCUAAAGAUGGUGGAGGAAAGGUGGCACAAUCCUCAGGAGGCCCAAAGGGCCACUGAUGCGAUCUUGACACUGCACACACGGCAAUUUAAGUCAGUAAGGGAAGCCACUGAUGCUGUUGAGCGUCUGAUCUGUGUCCCAAGGGUGCGCUACGACCCCCAGGUUCUCCUUACCUCGUACUUGAGAUGCUUUUCUCAGCCUCUCAGGAACCAGUUAACAAGGGAGGCCAACAUCAAUAUGCACAACUCUCCUUCGUUCAGCAAGUUGGCCCUAGACCUAGAGGCUAAGAUAGGGCAUGGACAGACACCCACUACGGAUGGGAGGAAAAAGACACUGCCUCCUAACAGGAAGGCGAAGGGUCGCUUAAUGUUUGUCGAUAAUGAUGGUUCCACUAUCGAAGUCGACGAACAUUUCCAGGAAGGAGUAGGUUCAGAGGCGGGCAGCGUAGAAACUUCAGAGGGUGGAGUGGUCGCUGCCGUAGCUCAAAAAGGAAAGGCGACCGGUAGACGCCGUGGAUGUUCUAGGUCUAGGAGUCAAGUUGACCCCAAUGCUCCUCCAUGGGAGAAAGCGGGUCUUACAGAGGACGUGUGGAGAGAUAGUUACUCACGGCAGGCCUGUAUUCGUUGUGGUCAAUAUGGCCACAACCAAUUCAAGUGUCGUAAUAAGAAGAUCAACGGUGAGAAGUGCGAGUUUGGCCGCACCCGUGUCUUGUACUUGGGUCAUGAGAUCUCCGCGGAAGGGUUGAAGCCCGAUGAUGCGAAGGUGGCCAGCAUUCGUGAUUGGCCACGUCCUCAGUCUGUGACUGAGAUGAGAUCUUUCUUAGGAAUGACAGGCUACUAUAGGACUUUCGUUAAGAUUUAUAGCAUAGUGGCCGCUCCUUUGACUGAUCUGACCCGCCUUGACACCCCAUGGGAGUGGACAGACGAGUGCGAGGUCUUGAAACUUCCUGAUCCUGACAAGCUGUUCAUAGUCACCACGGAUGCCAGCCAAUAUGGCAUUGGCGUUGUGCUCGCGCAGCAGGAGGGGCCAAAGUUGAGACCUGUAGAGUACAUGUCCAAGAAAAUGCCGUCUGAGAAGUUGGCUAAGUCCACCUAUGAGAAGGAACUCUAUGCGGUUUACAAGGCUCUGACCCAUUGGAGACACUAUCUCCUUGGGAGAUUCUUCAUCCUCAUGACUGAUCAUCAGACCCUGAGAUGGAUGAGAACCCAGCCUGUACUUUCUGAUGCCCUCAAGUGUUGGAUAGAAGUCAUUGAGCAGUAUGACUUUGACCCUCAGUAUCUGAAGGGGGAGUACAACAAGGUUGCGGAUGCCUUGUCGCGUACACCUGAUUUCUCAGGUGCGCUGAUUACUGAGUUCAAUCUGACAGACCAUGUUACUCAGUCCUUGGUGGAAGCCUAUCGGGAGGACCAGUUCAUGUCCGAGAUCAUACGCAGACUUCAGGCAAAGGACAAGAAGACCUCUGUCGAGUUUGAGUUGGUCAAUGGUUUGCUGUUCCUUGAGAAGGACGGGGAUAAACGAUUGUGUGUCCCAAGUAGCGAGUCUUUGCGUAGUUUGUUUUUAGAUGAGUGCCAUGAUGCCACCGGCCAUUUUGGGUAUAAGAAGACCGCAGCCAACUUGCUGCAGCGGUUCUGGUGGCCGACGAUGAUGCGAGAUGCCAGCUGUACGUGGAGACUUGUCAACGAGUUGUGGAAGGCCGCUGCUGCAGACCAGGGAACUCAGUUGCAGAUGACUUCUGGGAAUCACCCAGAGGCCAAUGGACAGGCUGAGCAACUCAAUCGCGCUGUGCAACACCUGUUGAGGCACUACACUAAGCCCAACCAAGUGGAUUGGGAUGAGAAGCUUGCUCUCAUCGCCAGCUUGUACAACAAUGCUGUACACAGCACCACUGGGGUGAGCCCGAACAGUUUACUACUGACGUUCAAGCCGAGACUACCCCUUGACUUUCUCCUUCCUGAGAAUCAAUCAACUGCUGCACCAGGUACUUUAGAGUUUGCCUACAAAUAUGAACAGAAAAUGCAGCAGGCGGUAAUGCAGAUGCGACACGCACAUGCAGCAAUGAUAGAGUCUGAAAAUAGACACCGCCGUCCUUCUACAUUUCAGGUUGGGGAUAGGGUUUGGGUUAAGUCUUCAGAACUGGGACAGGAGUACGGGAUCUCCCGCAAAAUCAUGCCCCAGUACUUUGGACCUUGGGAAGUCUUGGACAUCGUCGGGAUAGAACCGGAUGGGCCAUCUUACGUUAUCCGGAUUCUUGGUCAUAUCCGUACUUACCCUGUCUUUCACGCCUCCAAGCUGACACCUUUCAAAGAUAUUGAUCAGUUUCCAUCUCGUCGCUCAAUGCUGCCCCCAACCAUGGAUGGAGAGGUGGACAUCGAUGAUAUUGUGGAUCACAGAGAGCUGCCGAUAUCAAGACCAGCAAGCAGGGGACGUCCUCCGAAACCGAAGCUGCAGUACCGCGUUCGGUUUCGGCAUCACACUGAUCCGAAGGAGGACCGCUGGUUCACUAGGGAAGAGCUCAUGCAGACCGCUCCUCAAGUUGUAACCCAAUACGAGAGAUCUCUGCAGAAGGGAAAGCGCCCUAUGAUCAAAGACUGAGCUUCUCAGAGGACUGUUGGAGAUAAGGAGGAGGGAAUGCGAGGCCAUUGCCUCUAUGAGC